Messenger RNA from Vicia villosa (hairy vetch), 975 nucleotides. RefSeq lists its product as uncharacterized. NCBI's taxonomy places the organism in Eukaryota, Viridiplantae, Streptophyta, Magnoliopsida, Fabales, Fabaceae. The record is from RefSeq and is a predicted model, not a curated record. The transcript is spliced from 6 exons. Bases 1 to 975 code for a protein of 324 amino acids.
AUGAAGACUGUUAGCAACCUUCCCAAAUGUUAUGAGAGGCUGGUCAAGGAAUUUGUGGUGAACCUAUUUGAAGAUUAUGGAAACAGCAAGAGUGUGGACUUCAGAAAAGUGUUUGUGAGAGCUAAGUGUGUAUCGUUCUCUCCUUCUGUGAUUAAUAACUCCUUGGAAAGAACAAAUGAAGCUCAACCUGAGCUUGAAGUGACAAACAAUAAGGUUUUUCAAGUGAUCACAGCCAAGAAGGUAAAAAGAUGGCCCCUAAAAAAGAAACUAACUGCGAGAACAAAGGCAAAGUUUGAUUAUGGAAUAUAUAUAUUUGACCAAACUAUGAAACAUGCUAAAAGCUUCAGUGUUAAGGGUCCAAUUGCCUUACCAUCCCUUCUAUUUGGCAUAAUUCUGAAUCAGUAUCCCAACAUUCUUAAUGAGCAUGAUAUAGCCUGCAAAAGAGAAAGUCCCUUGCCUUUCAAUUAUAAACUGUUUCAAGAUAUGUAUGUUCCAAACAUUGUCAUGACAUCGGAUGAAACAUCUAAAUCUGGAGCAUCAGACAGCAAAGCGGAAGUCAAAGCAAUGUUGAAAGAGACUUGCAAAGAGCUGGAGUCUAGGAAUAUAUCUCUUGAAAAGUUGAUAAGUACUCUAGAAAAGGAUGGGAAUGAGGAGCUCGCAGAUGCUAUAGAGAUGGAAGCUGAAGAUGAAAAAGAGGAGGAAGUAGAACCAGAAGAAGUGGAAGAAGAAAGUGUCAGUCCUGCUGAUGGCUCUGAGAAAGGAAGUUAUGCAGACACCUCAAGUGGGUCUGACUCUGUAAGUUGCAGUAGAUAUGAUUUGGUUGUGUACAUAUUGAUGGUAGUAAUGGUGUAUGUUGUCUGUGCGGUUGUUUUAGCCAAAAACUUUCCAAAGGAGGAGAUUAUAGAUGUUUUUGAAUUGGCUGCAUUUUGUGGCGACAUAUGUGUUAAGCUAAUACAGGAGGAUACUGACUUAUAA